GAGCAGAGCUGUGUGCUGGGCAGUGAGAAGCUCUCAAGUCCACUCUGCACACUGAUCCAUGCAGCAGCAGCGGCAAAGGUGAAGGACGGACAGGACCGACAUUCAACCUGCACUUCUACGGCAUAUUGAUUAGCUGUAUUUUGUCAGCUCCAAGCAUGGCGGUGUGAGUGUGUGUGUCAUUUUGUGUGUUUGGUUUGCCUGUUUUCAGACUCCAGUGAUUAUAUUGGGAACCAACUGAAAAAAGUGUGUGGGUAAAGAUGAUCGAGCUGGGUCUCGCUGAUGGGAGCCUAAUCGACGAGCUGAUGGAGCUGACGGCACAGAGCCUCAGUCACCUGGAGAUCCAGGAACACUUCAACAUCAUCAAGGAGAUCGGUCGAGGGAAAUAUGGCAAAGUGCUGCUGGUCACACAUCGCUUCAGGGGGACUCCCAUGGCCUUGAAAGUGAUGCCCAAAGCCUCGACUAAGCUGCAGGGCUUUCUGCGAGAGUACUGCAUCUCCUUACACCUGUCCUGCCACCCCUGCAUCGUGGGCCUCUUUGGCAUUGCCUUCCACUCUAAUGAGCACUACUGCUUUGCCCAGGAGCUUGUCAUUGGGAGGGACCUGUUUGCUGUCAUCCAGCCAAAGGUGGGUAUCCCAGAAUCUUCAGUAAAACGUUGUGUCCUCCAGAUCGCUAGUGCUUUGGAGUUCAUCCACAGCCAUGGCUUGGUCCACCGUGAUGUCAAGCCUGAAAACAUCCUCCUGUUGGACAAUCACUGCUGCCAGGUAAAGCUGGCAGACUUUGGUCUGGCCCAGAAGAGAGGUACUCUGAUACGCUUCAUCACAGGAACCCUGCCCUACAUGGCCCCAGAGCUUUGUACCCUGGCCUUGCUGGAGGGCCAGAAAGAAGUGACCACUCCUCCACUUAGUGUGGAGCCAAGCCUGGACACCUGGGCCUUUGGGGUGGUCAUCUUCUGCAUCCUUACAGGCUACUUCCCCUGGGAGCGCUGCAUGGACUCAGAUGACUUCUACCAGGAGUUUGCAGACUGGUGUAGAACGGAGGAGAGACCUAACACUGAAGAGGACAUUCCUCCUUUGUGGAAAAGGUUCACACCAGAAGCCAUGGAGAUGUUUGGCAAGCUCCUGGCUCUGGAUGCAGGAAAGAGGUGUACAGUGGGGGAAGUGAGAGCGUAUGUGGAGAAGGACUGGCUGAAGAAGGCACAUGGGACCGUGCAGCAGCAAACAGCAGAAAAAGUAAAAGUCAGUGCCUCCGGGAAUAAUCCUGGGAAUGGCGAGGUGGAGGAUCAGCCUAAUACUUAGUAACAUACUGCAUUUUUAUAUAAUCCAUAGCUUCUAUAUGACUUGACAGCAUGUAAAAUAUACAAUAUAGACAUUAAAUCAUAGCUGCCUGCUAUCAGGCAUGUAGCAGCAUUUGUAGUGAUGUCACCUAUGGUGUUUACAUCAUAUAGAGAGGUGACAUAUUAUUCUAAAGCUUGUGUCAACAACAUAAACAAAGAGUCUACAGAUGCUGGAGUUCCUGUGGUGGAAGAAAUACUCAGAUCCUUUACUUAAGUAAAAGUCAUAAAUUCAACAUUUUACUUAUUUACUUAGUAAGAAAAUAAGCAUUAUAUGCAAAAUGCUAACUUAUUUUACAUCUUAAAAGUUAAAAUACUUAUUAUACAUUAUAUUAUUGGAUAAUUAUUACUGAUGCAUUAAAUGUAAGUAGGAUUAUAAUGUUUAGUUGGUAAAGAUAGAGCUGGUUUUAACUACUUUAUACUUGCACCACUAAAGUACAAUAUCAACUAAGGUGGGUCCUGCAUUAUUAUCUAAUCUCUGUGGCCGUGUUAUGUAGAAGACUAAAUGUUAGUUUAUACUGCACUCACAUGGGAACAGGUCAUACUCUAGAAUAGGAGUACUGGUUGGUUUCGGGGUCAUAGUCAUAAAAUGAAGGAGGGGCCCAAAAACAAUUGUCAAUCCAGCUAGAUCCAGAUCUAUUUUAUAGAUAAUUCUAUGUUUUGAAUGUAAAAAAAAAAAAGUAACUGCAGCUGUCAUAUAAAUGUAAUAGCAUAAAAAGUACAUUAUUGCCCCCCUGAAAUGUAAUGGAGUAGAAAUAUAAAGUAGCAUCAAAUGUAAA
Messenger RNA from Siniperca chuatsi (mandarin fish), 2109 nucleotides. Its product is annotated as serine/threonine-protein kinase SBK1. Gene Ontology annotation, molecular function: protein serine/threonine kinase activity; ATP binding. NCBI's taxonomy places the organism in Eukaryota, Metazoa, Chordata, Actinopteri, Centrarchiformes, Sinipercidae. Gene Ontology annotation, biological process: peptidyl-serine phosphorylation; peptidyl-threonine phosphorylation. The transcript has 4 exons. Bases 258 to 1295 code for a protein of 345 amino acids. The record is from RefSeq and is a predicted model, not a curated record.